Molecule: messenger RNA, 739 nt
Organism: Sitodiplosis mosellana (orange wheat blossom midge)
Lineage: Eukaryota; Metazoa; Arthropoda; Insecta; Diptera; Cecidomyiidae
Product: UPF0184 protein CG14818
Exons: 2
Coding region: 155-580 (141 amino acids)
Source: RefSeq, a predicted model, not a curated record
UCAAACUAAACUGAAAUGCUGUGACUUCUAUUGCUGCUGCUGCUGCUUCUUAUUUUUACAUUUCUCACUUCACGUGACACUUCUUUAUUUACAGAACGUCACACACACAAAAACAUUCGAUAUUUUCCAAUUUUUCCCAUUCAAUUGUCAAAUAAUGGCCGAACAGAGUGAUAAAAGCCAAGAAAUAAGUGAAGAACAACAACUGAACGAACAAUUGGAAAACAUUUGUUUAGAGUAUCAAUUGUUGGUGAAUAAAAGCCAAGAAAUGGCACCAAAGGGAACACAAUCAAAAAAAUCCGAUCCAAAUACAGAAAAUCAAAUUGAUGAUGACGAUUUAGAAGAAAUCGCAAAUGUUGCGGACAAUUUGGAUUCACUUGAGUCAGCAUUGGAUGUGAUUGAAGAACGUGCGGACCGUAUUCGUGAGCAAUUGCUGGAAUUGUUGACCUCGAACCGAGAAAUACGGCAAUCGAUCCAGGAAGAGAAUGAAAAAUUGCGAGAAUGUCAGUCCAAAGACAAUUCGAAUGCGGAAACUUCGUCAGAACCAGAAGAUCAACCACCCACAAAUGAACAUCAGGAAUAAAUAUUAAAAAAAGAAAUUGCGUCGAAAGAAAUCAAUUUUUGACAUUUAUAUCGACACUUAUGCAUUAUACCAGUAUAAAUUGGAUACACAAAGUAAAUGAUUGCUGUUUAGUUUAAUAUUGUAAAAAGUUAUGUGAAAUAAAUGAGUUUCAAUAAGUUA